Pomacea canaliculata is the source of this 6997-nucleotide messenger RNA. RefSeq names its product synaptosomal-associated protein 25-like. The transcript has 7 exons. Gene Ontology annotation, molecular function: SNAP receptor activity; syntaxin binding. Bases 1397 to 2050 code for a protein of 217 amino acids. Lineage: Eukaryota; Metazoa; Mollusca; Gastropoda; Architaenioglossa; Ampullariidae. The record is from RefSeq and is a predicted model, not a curated record. Gene Ontology annotation, biological process: exocytosis; synaptic vesicle priming; synaptic vesicle fusion to presynaptic active zone membrane. Gene Ontology annotation, cellular component: plasma membrane; SNARE complex.
CGAGAGGCAGCGCGGUGAUGUUUCGGAAGACCAGCGCGGGGACCUAGUUUACUGCCAGCGUGUGACUAGACGCAGGGUUUCCGUUUAAAAAAAAAUAAAUAAAAAAAAAAAAUCACCUUUUCCCUCAUGAUCAACUGUUAGUACUACUAAUAAUGUUGGAGUCAGUUUUUCCAAGGAAUAUCGGCAUGGCAAGGGCUGCAACACUGGCCGUGUACUGCUACACUCGAUAGAAUAGAGACUUCCCAGCAUUUCCGUCCUGGCAGGUCCGCACACAGGCAGGCUUUGCGCGCAGCGACACCACCACCAUCACCAUCACCGUACGCCUCCACCGCCAGCAAUGUUACAACACGUGGCCGCCGUCCGUUGAGGUUGCUGCAGCGACUAGUGCUCGGGGGAAUCUCGGGACUUCCCUGUCUGCUAAGAGCCGUGGGCGGGAACCCCCUUCACCACCACCACUACCACUAACACCACCACCAGCGUGCCUGGCCGAGCGUCCCCCGCCGUCAUUGUCGUCGAGAGGCGGGUGGCGAGGAUUCUGUGAAUACGUUCAAGUAGCGCGCGUGGCGGCAGUUCCAUUCUGAACCUUAUCGAGCGGACUUGUGCAUCCUAGGUAAGCGCUUCGUGGGAACCUCGUGUCAGCUGGGACUCGGAUCCAAGAAGGGAGGAUGUUGCUGAGAGAAUACCAGACGUUGUUUUGACCACCCUUCUCCCACCUUUCUUAUCCCCACCCACACAUCUCCUUUACUCGUUCUACCCACCUACCAUUCCCUCGUGCCGAAAGAAGUGUGCUGCUUGCGCUGAAAGGAUAAGGCGCGGAUGCUUGCGGACAGCAGCACCUGACGUAAGUUGCUUGCACAUCUUCACGUGAUUGCAGAGCUCGUGCAACACAGCAUCGUCGUGACGACAUGCGCAUCGUCGUCUCUCGGCGUUGUCUGUGUGCCUUAGGAAGAAGACGGUGACUUCCAGAAAUCACAGGAUCGGCCAGUGUGAUUGUUCGUGAUGGCCUAGACAAAAGGGGGCCGGUGUCACUUCAGGGGGAAAAAAAUCUAACCAGCCAACCAAGCAACACGCGAAGGACAGUUAACGCAAUCUGGCGGGUUUUUUUUCGGGGUUGGAGGAAGCUCUGAUUUAACGUCAUGACGAUGCUAUAAACGUGUCUGCAUUAUCUGCUACAGAAGAGGUAACUCGGCGUUCAUUUGAAACGGAACAGAGCGGCUUGAAGUAUCCAACACCUGUGGAUAAGUGUUUUUCAGAGAAGCCAAGUUUACAAUACGUUUUUCUUUCUACUUAAAACAAGCAAACAAACGACGUAUUGUCAUCCUUCGCCCAACUUCUUCUGCAUACAGUUUUGUGGAAUUAUCACCUCUUCAUUGAGGAGGAGUUCUGUUCUAACACCAUGAGUGAGCCAAGCGAUCAGACGACUGUUCUUGGGGUAGAGGAUGCUGAGAGGGAGGCGCUAAUGAAAAACAUAGAAGAUUCGACAAACGAAUCCCUGGAAAGUACACGGCGUAUGUUGGCAUUAUGCGAGGAGAGCAAGGAGGCCGGCAUAAAGACACUUGUCAUGUUGGAUGAACAAGGAGAACAACUGGACCGUAUUGAGGAGGGCAUGGAUCAGAUUAACCAGGACAUGCGAGAUGCUGAAAAGAACCUGGAGGGCUUAGAGAAAUGUUGUGGACUCUGUGUGCUUCCAUGGAAAAGGUCAAAGAACUUUGAGAAGGGUGCCGACUACAACAAAACGUGGAAGGCAUCAGAAGAUGGAAAGGUCAAUACAAAUGGCCCUCGUAUUGUGGUUGAUGACCGCAAUGGAGCAGGACCUGCAGGGGGUUACAUUACACGAGUAUUGAACGAUGCCCGAGAAGAUGAGAUGGAACAGAACAUGUGUGAAGUAUCAGGCAUGAUUGGAAAUCUGCGAAAUAUGGCUGUUGACAUGGGCAAUGAAAUUGAAUCACAGAAUCGACAGAUUGACCGUAUUAACCAGAAGGGCGAGUCAUUGAACAGUCGAGUGGACAAUGCCAACAAGAGAGCCAACCAGAUCCUUCGCAACCAGUGAAGCCUCUCGUUUGGAUCAGGACUGAUUUAUCUGCUGUUGUGUGCAAGGCCUUGGUUGGCAAAGUCCUGGUGCUUGUCAUUGAGCAUCUGGCAGCAUGAAAGAAUCCUCCAUUUUCAACACUCCUGCUUUCACUGUGCCCUUGUUUCCAAGCCCCUGUGCCUUUGGUGCAAGGUCAUCAUCACUGCUGCAGCAGACGCAAGAACUACACGAAUAAAUUGCUUAGAAGCAAUGCCAGGGGACUGGGACAAGUAUACAAGAUGCACAUUUUUUUUUUCAAAAGGUAAUUUUCAAAUAAGACAAUGCCUAUUCUGUUGAUCUGGACUGUACCUCUCUUUUGAGGUGUAUGUAACAGAAAAAUAGAUUACUCUUGUAAUAAAAAAAUAUAAUUGUUUUCCCAUAAUAGAAUUAUUUCAAGUGUUAGUUACAUUUCAUAAGCUAUAGGGUUUAUACUGUUUCAUUAGGAAUCAAGAUUUUGGGGGAAAAAUUGCUCCUGAAGUUGCACAGAUUUUUCUUUACAGUUAAUUUUGUAAUUUAGAAAUAUAAUAAUGUUGAUUAUGAAGUGCUUCACUUUGCGUAAGUCAAAAAUUUUAAUGAUUUUUGAAAAGAAUGGACACUUGUUACAGAGGUGAACAGUUUUACAAGUAGUACUCUUUGCUACCAAAUAGUGAGCUAUCAAUGUUGAUUGUUGGCUUUCCAUGGGGUGAAAGGGCAACAGUGAAGGUGAUAAAUCAUUUACUACUUUCCCAACUUAAUUAUUUAUCAUCUUGAAAGCACAUUGAUUCUGGCAUUCUAAAUGACAUCAUUCAUUUGUUGGGAAAAAAGCAACAAAUUAAAAGUACUGUAUUGGCUUUCAUUCAGAUAAAGUAUCUGGGAGUGCGAUUUAGACAGAUUUUUGGGUUGUCUUUUGAAAAGUUGUGUAAAGGAUGUGUGACGUAAAGUAUUCUUGAGGGGCCUGGCCAGUAGAUGGACAUUUAAUAGAUGUAUCCUCUUGGCAUGAGCUGCCAUCUUGAAUUUUACAGGUCAGCAAGAAUAUCUUUGAACUGUAGUCUUCACGGUAGUUUUGUAGGCUUUCUACUUGUGGCAUUCAGAUUGUUGAAUUGAAAAGCUAAGAUUUAAAAAUUACAAAUAUUUGCAGUUAGGCUCAGGUCAGGCAGGAAGAAAUUUAUUAGAUGUCUAUUUCGGGGAUUGAUGAAGUUUGGGGUAAUCUUGCAUGGCCUGAUGCAUGCUUAUCAGUGAGAUUUCUUAAGCAUUGUAUGUGCAUAUGCUUUCCAUUUGUAUGUUGCUAAUCCCGUUUGUAUUGCUAUAUAAUGCACACUGUAAAACUGGUUUUUACACAACUUUGUUGGCCCCUGAUAGAUGUAUUUAUUUGCAUGUCACCACAAGCUCAAACUAUGAUGAUUCUAGUAUUAUGCAGUUAUGAUGUGAAACGUAACUUUCUUUGGGUGGUUUGGCAUAAAUUUAACUUGAAGACAGUAAAGUCCAUUCAUUGAAAGCGAAAGCUUUUCAGUGAAAGGAAGAAACUUGUUUAUGGAUCAUGAUCUGUGAUGUUGAUAGUUGAAAGUGAUCAGUGAUUCUUUCCUUAGAAGGUGUCUGUGGUUGAAAGAAGAAUAGCUAUCUGCCUCGGGGAAUUAUGCCUUAUGUAGGACAGAAAAUGAGGAUAAGGUUUUGGGGUAGUAGUGAAUAAAAGUGUUGGAGACCUGCAUCAUAUGACUCAGAAUUAGGACUUUAUUAUUUAGAAAUGUGCAUGUGACAGAUCUUUGCUCAUAGGGAUGUUAUUUGUACAUAGGUCAUAACAUCAUCUGUGAUAUCCAUCUUGUCUACGAUAAUGAACAAGGUCUUUAGAAAUUACAGAUGUUUCAAUUUUUGUUUUUCUAAAAUACAUGUACAUUCUCAUUUCUAUACUUCUAGCGAUGGUAUACACACACACACUGUACCGCUAUCGUGGUUAUCGUUACUUGCUGACAGUUCAUCUCAUGUAAUGCAUGUGCUUGCCUGAUAUACAUCUGAGCACUGUUGCUGUUUACUUUUUACUAGAAGUUUUUCAAUGCUGUAAUGUUGAAAAAUGAAGAGAAUGCUUUGCAAAAGACUUGUUAAGAUCGGUCAGAGGAAGGGAGAGUACAGACUUUCACAAAGCCACAAAUAGUGUGAAUGUAGGUGACGCAGAAUGUUUGAAGGAUUGAGGAUAAGGUGAGCAAGACUCUUGUUACCACAUACAGGUCAUUGAUGCUGACCACUACCAUCACGGGAUGCAUUGCUUUCAAACUGUUACAUGGUGGACUUUUCAUUUCCAUCUAAGCUCAUGCUCCUGUCAGCUUUAAAAGCAGUUUUUUAAGCAGUAUUCUUUUUACCUUUGGAGGAUGCAGCUGUUUGUUGACUGUUUAAACUUUUGCAGCUUUUGUUCUUUAGGUUGUGUCUGCAUCUUCCUUUGUCUUUGAUACAUCUACAGCUUCUCUCAUGAUUAGGUUACAGCAAUAUUUUACAUCAUUUCUUUUCUUUCUUAGUUUCUUCUUGUGAUUUUGACCAUUUGGAAUCAACACUAUUGUAAAAAUUUUAUCAAUAACCUAUACAGUAAUGUAUAUACUUACAGAGUAAUGCAUCUCAUCCUGCCAUUUGUAACAUUUUUUUUUUCUCGUCUUGAGAACAGAAAUAUGUCUUAAUUUGUUGCCCAGUGUAAAGGUAUACCACCGACAGAGCGAACAGCCACAAACAUUUCACAGGGCAAGUCCAGCCCUCAUCUUACUAGCCGACAUGCUUAAACUGAAGUCCUGGCUUUGUUAGAUCAAGGUCACAUCUUUGUUGCCCCUUAAGAAACAUUUGCUACUUAUCCUUCAUAAAGUGUGUUACAAGGAAACUUAAAACUAAAGAGACAAAAAGAAACCUGUGUUCAUCAGAAAAUGAAGCCAGGUAUAUAAUUUAGAUAAUUAAAAUGUACUUUUUACUCCCAACGCUUUUGUCUAAUGCAAAGCAUUCGAUUUGUUGUCACUAUUGCGGUGCCCACUUUUCUGUUUGGAAAAUUUGUGAAAUAUUCUAAAGCUGUGUGACACUUUCUGAAAAUUAUUUUUCCCAUUUGUGGACCAAGUUAAAAAAGCUGACGUGUUUAUCUGCAUGCAUUAUCACUGAGCACAACUGCUGUGUUUUGGGUUUUCCAUGACUGCCCUUUGUAGAGUCGCAGCAGGCUGGAUUUUCAUCUGGAUUGUAUGGGUUUUUUUUUUAAAAAUAAAAUCUCAUUCUCCCCUUUAGUUUACUUGCUCAAAGAUUCCAUCCAAUGUCUAUCAAAGAAUGCAGAUGGUAGAUAGGUACAACCUCUGAAAUCACCCUUUCUACUGCCGUUUUUUUAAAUUUUUAUUGUCAGUUAAAAAGUUUUCUUCAACUUUCCCUAGGCACCAUCAUCAUUGUUAAAUUUCUCUUCCUGGCAUCUUCGAGUGUAAGUUUUUUUAUGGUGUGGGGAAAAUAUUUGUAAAGUUACAAUAAAUGUUUUUCGUCAAUUCAUUGAUAUUGCUUAUAUACUUACAAAGCAGUAGCUGAAUUCUUGAGUGGGGAAGUCCACAAAUCAUUUACAUUCCAAGAAUGAAAACCCUUUUGUAAUGAAACAAAUGCCCUAUUUUGAAAACAGAAGAUGUUUUUUUUUUUUUAAAAAAUUCAUUUUCAGUUCAUUUCCAUUGCUAAGAUGUCGCAGUCUCGGGUCAUACGUUUUGGUGAGAGUCCGACUGAUGGUCGUUAUAAACCAUUUUGUGAAAACUGGUAGUGUCAAGUUUUGUGAUUCCAGCUUCUUUUGAAGCCUCAGUGCUUUGCUCCGUGCGUUAACGAUUAACGAUUCCACUGCACGGCCUGCAGAGUGCACCUACAUGGAUAACUGUGUGAUCGCUAUGGACUUGACCGUGUUUGCGGUGCCCACCCUAGCACCGUGUAAUAUCUUUCUACCAUCGCGUCUUUGCUUCACGUCGGGCAGAGCAAGGCGAGGCUGACAUGCCGGCUGGCUGAUGACGAGAGGAGACAGACUGUGGGUGUCUAUAUAGCUUUCAUCAGAGCCAGACCGAGUGGUGUCGAAAGCUGAAAGGAGUGAAAUAUCUUGGUGUGUAAUCUGCGCCCACCGAAGAGCUGAACAUGGAUGUUUGCUUGCUUUUCACACAGACGAUCUUUGAUAACGAGCUUUGAUAACGAGAGGAUCACAACUCCGCGACGGUGGAAUGCAGGGUCUCUGACGUCACAACUCGCGUCUGCUCAAGUUUUGUUACGCUCGACGCAUCUGAGUGCAGUGGGUGACAGUAUGAACAUUCAGAGGGGCGACCUUGCGUAGACCCCUAAGGCGUAUGGUAUGUUUAUUUCAGACCCUUAAGGUGUGUGAAACAUUUCAACGUUAAUUAAGCGGCUCCAUGCAUGUGUGGAGCGUAUAAUUAAGAACGUUAAGCGUCACAGUCAAACGAGUGCGUCCUACACCUGGGAUGCUGCUUGCCCUUUCCAAGACAUUUUGUUAACAAUAGAGAUCAGACUGAAUUAAAGCAAACGGUGCUGUUACCUGUCACUUUCAUAUCCGUCGACUUCACUCAACCCUCCCUCCCUCCCCUUUAUUCGUUGGCUCCUUCUCUUGACCCUGUUGGUAACGAAUUGCUUUUGAUAGGUUAGCAUGUACAUCUGGCGUUUGCGGGUUGGCGUUAGAAUGGCCAGCACGCAGGGGUGAUAUUCGUUGUCGAGGAUGUUACACGCGAACAGGCUUGACGUCAACACCAGUCUGCGUGACUGGUUCGCUAGUGAGGGGGAGGUCAAAGGUCGGUAUAUUUUGUCACUCCGCGUAGAGAAAGGAAGUGCUUAGUGCUAGUUUCGUAGACAACACAUCUGGCUUGCUGCGAAGCCGUCACACCCAUUGUUUCGUCCUGUAUAAUAAACUUCAGCAUCAAUACACAUGUUCAUCUUGUUUCAUUUGAGAUUAAACGUGCACUUCCAAACACC